GCGGGGGGGGCUGCCACCCCCAUCCGCGCAUGCGCCGGGCUCCGGUCGCCGUGGCAACGGGACGCGGUGCCAGGCUGGGCGGGGGCGGCCGGCGGUGAUGGCGGGGCUGAUGUGCGGGUGGCUCAACGGGGAGGUGAGGCUGUCCCGCAGCGUCGUUCCAGGAUCAUUUGCUGAAGAAUUUUCUAAUGGAUACCUCCUUGGAGAACUUCUACACAAAUACGGUCUUCAGGAUGACUUUAAUAAAUUUUCACAGAGCAGGGUUGCAAGUGCAAAACUUAACAAUUUUUCUCUCCUGGAACCCACGCUUCAACUCCUUGGUGUACAGUUUAAUGAGAAUAUAGCCCAAGAUAUCAUGACGGGACAGCAUGGGGCUGCAACAAAGCUUUUGUAUGAAUUGUAUAUUGCUUUAGAAAAAAAGAGAAAGACAAAGCUCACUGCAGUAGCCAUGGAAGCAAUGAGACCUACAGCACCUGCAAGGCUCAAGUCUAUCGGAAGUGUUUUGUAUCAAGAGCGUCUGAAAUCUUUAACACCACGUCAGGCAGAUUUGCAGCUACAGCAGGUUUCAGAGCAUUUUGAAAUGAAGUCUAAAGCAAUGGAAGAUAAAAUAGCUCGCAUACAUAUUUCAGAACAACAGAAAGUUCAGAAGCUUCGAGAUGAACAAAGAGCCCAAGACAUUGAAAAGCAUCGCAUAGGAAGAAGGAGACAAAAUGAAAUAAUGGCCAGGAUUCAAGCAGCCAUUAUACAGGUUCCAAAGCCACGACCAAACCACACAAUAAAAGCUACUGAAGCCCAAAAAUUGCUGAAGAAGAAAAGAGAAGCAGAGGACACUUACAAGGAGAUUAACAAGUUUGAGAAGUCUAUUGCAGGAAAUCUCUCUGCAGUACACAGCCAAGUCUCUGAUAGUGAUAUACAAGAAUCAUUGCAAACACAAAAGUUGCAAGUACCAACCUUAGAAACCACAGCACAGACAGCAACUGAGCUAUUAAAUAUUUAUUCAGAUGAUGAAUAUGUAAGAAAAAUUCAAAAACGUUUGGAGGAAGAUAUGUUUGCUAGAGAACAACGAGAAAAAAGACGACGAAAAAUGCUGGUGGAACAGUUACUAGCACACGAAGCACAGGAGGAGGCUUACAGAGAGGAGCAACUUAUUUACAGACUAAUGAGACAAUCUCAGCAGGAGCGGAGGAUUGCUGUUCAACUCAUGCAUGUUCGACAUGAGAAAGAGGUGUUAAGGCAAAACAGAAUUUACAGGGAAAAACAGUAUGAAGAUAGACGACUGAAAGAGUUCCAGAAAGCUCUUGAUAGAGAGGCAGCUCUUGCAAAACAAGAAAAAAUUGAUUGUGAAGAACAAACUAUCAAAGAAAGAGUACGUCAUGAGAAAAUUGCUGUUGGAAGAGCCCAGGCUCGUUAUAAAAAGCAUUAUUCUAUAUGUUGGGAAGUGAUCGACCAAAUCAUUGACUUGUCAACAAAAGUAGGAGAAUAUCGAAUAUUGACAAACAACAAAGUUCCAUUGAAACUGAUGUGUGAUUGGAAGGAAUUUUUUUUUAAUGGAAAACCAAUAUAUGAACAAGCCUCAAUUCAGCCUUUGCCAAAUGAACCAAGCCCAGAACAACUUGUAGAACUGAAUAAAAUGAAUCUGUUAGAUGAAAAAGAUUAUGGUGAAUACAAGGGUAUGACAGGUGAAUGGUGCCCAACUGAAGAUAACAGUGAAAACAAACCUCCUCGUAAUAAUAACAUAUUGGGUCAUGUGCUUCAUAGACUGAUGGAGAUUUUCUAUCCUCCAAAACCCAAAUCUUCACUACCUGUAUUUCCUUCUUUUCCUAUUAAGGGAUGCAUUUUGGGAAAACUUUUUAGUGGAAAAACUACCUGUGUAAAGUUUCUUGAAAAAGUUUGCAAUAUUCAGGUACUAUCUGUUGAUACUCUGGUUCAGGAGGCCAUCCAAGCUUUUCUUAAAAAUGAAAUGAAACAUGAACACAGUUUAAUAUCACAGGAAGCAGAGAAUUCUGUGAAACAAAAUGAGGUCCACAGGAACAUGUCAAAAUUAUCACUACUGGAAGUUCUAACAGAAACAUUUAUCAAUGGAACCAAAGGUAAUCGUCCUGUCAAAAAUGAUCCAUCUGGUCAAGAAACUGAAUCAGACAAUAGUCAGAAUGACCUAUCCAAGCUAUCUGUACGUGCCCAGCUUGGUGCUGCAUCACAGAAAUUGUUGAAGAAAGGAAAAAGUAUUCCUGAUGAAUUACUAGUUGCCAUCCUAUUGGAAGCUAUUAACCAAACACCACCGGAGAUGGGAUGGAUUCUGGAUGGAUUUCCAAUGACAAUUAAUCAGGCAAAGCUAUUUGAAAAAGCCUAUACAGGGGUCGAUCCAGCUGAAGCAAAAGCAGAAGAUAUGAACCCUAGAAAGCUCUCCCUUGUUACAGAUCCCAGAGCCCCUAAAAAGCCUCCUGUUUCCUUACCUGCAUUUGAUGUUUCUGUAUUAUUGGAUAUUUCAGACACGACAGUACUGAAACGUGUGGCUAGCUUGAAGUCACAUAAAUCAAAGUCAUCUCAAAUGGAACAGAAUCAAAAUUCAGACGCUGAAAUCCUUGAAGAGAAGAUUGACUUAGUAAGGGACCAGGUGCUACAUAGAAUUUCAGGCUUUCUAGACACAUGGCCAAAAUUGGAGAACUGGUUUUCAGUCCAUCAGAAUAUUCUAGUGAAAGUCGAUGCAGAGAGAGAAGAAAGUCUUGUGUGCAAAGAAGUAAAGGAAAUUCUAAUGGGAGAAAUUGCCAGAAAGCAGAAUAGAAGUCCUGCUCAAGAAAAAUCGCCAGGAAAAAAGCCUUUACCAGUUACAUCUCAAGAUUUGGUUCCUCCUAUUCUUGGUACGCCACCACCAAUUGAACCAGGAUCACAUGAAUGGAUUUAUGUAGAUGAGCCACUUCCCAAGGAGAUACCUGAUUUUUUAGUACCUUACUGGGAAAACAUAGAAAAUGCAUAUGUCAAUACCAUCAAAGCUAUACUUAGAUGCCUAAGGGAUGAACAGCACUCUAUAAUUUAUUACUUAGCGGACAUUAGAAAAACUUUCCAAGAUUAUUUAAAGCGCCCAGAUCUUAAGCAGGAGUUUGUAUCUCAGUGGCAAUCAGAUUUUAAUUCAAUUGCUGAUGACCUGCGAGAAGAUGAGGAAACAAAAGCAGAACUACAUCAAAGAGUUACUGACUUAAGAGAUCUUCUCUGGGAUAUAUGUGAUAAAAGAAGGGAAGAAGCAGAGCAGGAGCGUACUGAUAUCAUGAAUGAUGGAUGGUUACUGGAUCAUAAGGGGAUCGCAAUAAACCAUUUUUUUUCACUUAUGCAGGUUGAAGUGGAUCGUUUCCAAGAUACAAAGAGACUUCUUCAUGAUUAUUACAGGGCAAUGGAAGGAAAAAUCCCAACAGAUGACAGUCAAGGUUUUACUAGACUUCCAUUGCUAGAUAUUAUUGAUAUAGAGCAGAAAGAAGAUCAGAACAAAUCAAGGAGGAUUCCUCUACUUUCUUUUAAACUGCCUUUACCGGAAACAAAUAUUACCAAGUUAAAAAACAGGGGAACUCUACUGAAGAGUGUUAAGGAUGAGUGUUCUCCUGAAAAUGUAGCAGCCACUUUUGGCAAAGAUGAAAAUCUUAUUUCUGAUACAUGGCAAACAGCAGUAACAGCAGUAUCAGAUAUGGUAACAGCUGAAAUGAAGUCAAAGGAAAUGGAGGAACGAAAAGAACAGAAGCUAGAUCCAAAAGAAGAUCUGAAGUCUUCUCAGACAAUGUCAGGCAAAGCUACUGGGAAGGAAGCCAAAGAUACCAAAAAGCUUUCUCCCAAAUCAUCUCCUAAAGAGAAAGGACUUCCUUCUACCGUACCUGUGGUUGAAGUCAGUCCAGUUCCUUUAACCUCUGAAGAAUUAAAGAAGCAAGAACUGACACUUAAAGUACAGCAAGAAUAUUUUGCUGCCCUGAAACAUGAGGAAGAAGCCACAAAAUCUCGACUAGAACUUAUUAAAGAAAAAGCGAUAGCAUAUAUUGAAGAACUAACAGUGAAAGCAGAAGAGGCUUAUAAAGAUAUGGAAAAGUGGCUUGGAGCCAGGUUCCUAGCAGAAAUGUCCAGUGUUGAAAAGCUGAUCGAGAUAGGACGACACCAUAUUGAGUGUUCUAGCAAAAUACAGUAUGAAAUGACUUUAGAAGAAACAGAUUUCUUCCUCAGCAGUGAUGUAAAAGUGAUUCCUGAUCCUGUUCCCACACCGUGCGUUCCACAAGUAGAGACCUGUGAAAGUGGUACUCUAACUAUUUCACAACUUAAUACAUUUCAUAAACAGUUUCUACAAGUGGCACCUAAAGCCAUAAGAGCACUGAAGCAAUUUAAAGGCAAGAGUAAUUCUUCUAGCAAGAGAGAAGUUGGUGACAAAGGGAAGGAGAAGAAAGAUUUGGAGUAUCAAAGAACAAAGAGGAAUCGCCAGUUUCCAAAAAUAUGGCUAACAAAGUACUCCUGGUUAAAAUAUGAUGAUGAAAGGGGAAUAAUGUUCUGUGCAUUGUGUCGCAAGCAUAAUGUGGAUUUGGGGGAAAACAUUCAUAAUUUUUGUUCUGGCACUGAUGACUUCAAACUUGAAUUCAUAAAUACACACCAGAGUAGUGAAGCUCAUGCCUGGGCUACCUGCAUGGAAGCUGCCAGUACUGCCUCACCAAAUAGAGCUUCUGCUGAGCAGAUGUUGAAGAGUAUGAACUCCAUAACAUUAGGAAGAGUAGAAAAUAUUUUUAGAACAUGCCAUGCUAUUGCUAAGUCUGGUCGUCCCUUUACAGACCUUGACUGGAUGUGUAAACUAGAUGAUAUGAAAGGAGUGGAUAUUGGUUCUGUAUUUAGAAAUGACAAAUCAGCAAGAAUAUUUAUACAUUUUAUUGCUGAAGUUGAAAGAAGGGCUCUAAAAGAGAAACUGGAGAAAUGUAAAUUCUUUUCUCUAAUUAGUGAUGAAGUCACAGAUAGCAUAUUCAAAGCUGCUGCGGUUGUCUACGUGCGCUUUGCAAAUGAAGGAAAAGUCCAUUGCCAGAUUGUUGGAGUUCAACCUGUUCAAAAAACUGAUGCUUCAAGUAUAAAAAAUGCAAUUGAAGAAAUUUUAGAAAUAAAUCUUCAGCUCAAUCUGGGAAGCCAAGACUGGUCAAGAAAAUUAGUUGGGUUUGGAAGUGACGGGACAGAUGUCACGAUAGGAGAAAACAAUGGGGUAGCUGAGCUUCUGAGAGAAAUUCAGCCUUGUGUACAGUCUGUGCAUUGUUUUGCUCACCGCCUAAAGCUGGCUUACAAAGGAGCACUGAAAAAUAUUCAGCUAUACAAUAUCUUAACCAAUGUCUUGAGAAAUAUUUAUUAUUUUUAUCAUAACUCACCUCUAAAUAAGAAUAAUCUAAAAGCCACAUAUGAAGCCAUCAAGAUACGCCCAGCAAUUCCUUCUCGCAUUGGAGGCACACAGUGGCUUCCUCGUCUACAAACAGCUCUACAAAUUCUCCUUAGAGGUUAUCCUGCGAUUGUUCUACAUCUGAGUAAGAUGGAAAAAGAAUCAAGAGCCUCAAAUAGGCAGAAAGUCAAAGGACUUUUACACCUCCUUCUGAAAAUGGAGAUAGUCAAGUUUUCCCAUUUCUUGUUGGAUGUGAUCAAUGUCCUCAACAUUCUGUCACGUGUUAUUUUGGAUCACAACUCCUCCAUUGCAGAUAUAUUUGCAACCAUGCAAUCAACCGUGGAAACACUCCACAUGUAUCAAACAAGAGCUGGUCCAAAGGAACGCCUAAUCGAGACCAUUCAACACUUUUGUGGUCACCAGCUCAUUGGAAAUGGAAAUAUUUCAGAAGUACGAACCAAAGUACUAAGCAAUUUGGUGAAGAGGCUACGUAAUUGUUUCUGUGAUGCAAGUCAAGAUGUCUUAAGAGCAACUACUAUUGGAAGUUUUAAAUUAUGGCCUGACAAAAUGAGAGAAGAAUUUGGUGAAAAGGAAGUGUCUGUCUUGACUAAACAUUAUGAAGUCAUACUAGAAGCUGCUAGUGUGAAAAUCAAUGAAGUUGAAACUGAAUGGAGCAUGUUGAAAUUAGAGCUAUACAACAGAUUUCAGAACAUCCAGACCUUGACAUGGGAUUUGGUGAACUCAGAUUAUUCAAAGAAGUAUCCCAACAUCCUGACACUGGUAGAUUUGAUCCUAACUCUGCCAGCAAGUUCAGCUGAGACAGAGCGAGGCUUCAGUCAAAUGAAAUUCACCAUGAUGCACCUGCACUCUAAACUAGUGUCUGAAAGUGUGACAGAUCUCAUGAUAAUUCAGAUGAACUCUCCAGAUAUCAAAAAGUUUGACCCCAAGAAAGCUAUUCAUUUGUGGAAUAGUAGUUGGCAGAGAAAUAGAAGACUACAGGAAGGUGAUAUGAUGACAAAUGAAAGAUCAGAUUGCUCCUCUGAGUUUGAUGUGGAGAGUCACUGUGGAAGUGAUUAGAUGAAAAUUCUUAGUUUUUCUUUACAGUCACUCUUUUAACAUACAUGGAGACUUUAGUAACAUAUCUUGCAAGAUGAAUGAAUGUGAAAUUUAUAUUUUUUUCAUAGCAUAUUACAGUUUGAAAAUUUGGCUCUUCUUUCUGUAUUCACUGCUGAAUCAACAUCAUAUUUGCCAUCCAUUACCUGAUUCCUACAAAUCUGAAAAGAAUGAACAAAAAAUGUGCAGUACAUUGUGGCUGUUGUGACACCUGGACAGAGGGAUGACUGGUAACAGAUUGUUGCUUUAAAUCUGAGCCGUUGACACAUUUAUAUCCACUGGAGUUAACUGUCAUCUUGUUCUUUAAUGGUUCAAGAAGUUCUAGUGAUUCUGAAAAUCCUGUGUUUCUUUUGAUAAAUGUGUAGGAAACUGGUGUAUUAUUGUUGCCUAAUGAUUGCUUGGCCUCUGUGGCCUAUGAAUUUUGUGUCAUGCCUUCUCUCUGUAUGUGUUGCUACUUUUUAUCUCUUGUGGAUAAUGUUUAACAUGACCUUUUGGAGAUAUUUGUCAGAUUGUCCUUCAGAAGACUCCUGCAGAGGCAAAACAGAUCCAUAUUCCAUUGCUGUUUAUUAAUCGCAUAAAUCAGUCUUCCCAUAAUACAUAACGUUAUAGCCAGGAUAUGACCAAUAUACUUCACAGCUUAAACUGCUUUUUUUUUUUUUUUUUUCUUGUAAAAACAUUUCAAAGAAGGCUGUGAUAAGAAUGCCAUAUGUGGACUUUUAACCUAUGACUUGAGAAUGAGAAUUGUUCAGAGAAGUUUCAGAUUUCAUAAUUUGCCACUACCCAUGUUUUAAAUGCAGCUUCCUGCUUGCUAAGUUCCAAUCAAGGAAAAGAAUACCAAAAGAAUAUAUUUAGAGAAAGCUAAAGUGAAAUCAUCAGAGACUUUUCCAACAGUGAUGAAAAUGAACUAGAAAUAAUUAGGGAGAAACAAAUUUGAGGUCAUUCACCUUAAAUCCACACUUUUCUAAGUUGAGAUUCAACAUUCUACGUUCAAUACAAGAAAUUUCUAGUAAUUGCAGAAGGUAUAUUAUUUGUAUAGUCAUUCUGGGUAUUUUGCAUAUAUAUUCAUGCUACUUAUAGGUAUAAGUCCUUGCCUACAACAGAAAUAGAGUCCAUUUUGAAUGCAUAGCUCAUUAAGGUAUGAUAAUCCACACAAGCAGAGCUAAGUUGUAGAGAUCAGAGCAAGAAAUCAGUACUGUGCAUUAUAUGGUAUAUUAUAAAAGAUGCAUCAUUGAAGUAUGUGCAUUUGUGAUUUCACACAUAACAAAAAUGUGUAGUUAUAUUUUACCUAAUAAGCAAGAAGAUAGAUAUUAUAUAGGGUACUUUCUUAGAUACAUGGCAUAACUAAUUCUAAGGAUUUUCUCAUAAGUCUCAUAAUACCAUGGUUUUCCCCUUGAAGUUUCAAGUGAGGAAGUUCUAGCAAUGAUGAAGUUAAAUUUUUUUUGGAAACGUGUAUGUAGAAUGUCCAAGAGCAGAAGACAAAAUAAAUAA
Molecule: messenger RNA, 7972 nt
Organism: Oxyura jamaicensis (ruddy duck)
Lineage: Eukaryota; Metazoa; Chordata; Aves; Anseriformes; Anatidae
Gene: SPEF2
Product: sperm flagellar 2
Exons: 33
Coding region: 98-6448 (2116 amino acids)
Biological process (GO): sperm axoneme assembly
Cellular component (GO): sperm midpiece; manchette
Molecular function (GO): protein dimerization activity
Source: RefSeq, a predicted model, not a curated record